Messenger RNA from Mytilus trossulus (common blue mussel), 3732 nucleotides. RefSeq lists its product as uncharacterized. The record is from RefSeq and is a predicted model, not a curated record. The coding region runs from base 175 to 3732 and encodes 1185 amino acids. Gene Ontology annotation, molecular function: protein binding. NCBI's taxonomy places the organism in Eukaryota, Metazoa, Mollusca, Bivalvia, Mytilida, Mytilidae. The transcript is spliced from 24 exons.
UAAUACAAACAUAAUACAGUUGUCUCCCUGUGUUGCCAAUGAAGCCACACGCUGUCAGCUCAGACCAAUACUUCUGGGUUAUAAGUUAACUGGACAGUAUUUAGGAAUAUAUUGCAUAUAUGAUGGAGAUUUGAAUUAUACAAUACAAUUUGUACAUGUGUCCGGUAAUUUAAGAUGGCAGACUGUCUGAGUGUGGCUGAAGCCAACACAUCUUUACACAGUGGGCGAAUUGCUCUUGGAGAUUUAAAGAAAUUUUUAGAGAAGGCAACCUAUGUACCAUCAAAAUUAGAAUUUUGCAAAAAUGCCUAUAGUAAUGAUGCUGUUCUUUAUCUCCACCAGUCAGGAAAGAGGAAAUUUGUGAAUCUCACAGACUUACAUCUACAAGGAUGCACUCAGAUUACAAAUGCUGGUAUUAAAUGGCUGGCAAAGUUAUUGGCAGAGGCAAAAAAUUGCAAAUCAAUAUAUUUAGAUGGGUGUCUUCAGCUGACAGACGAUGAUGUGGCUUUACUUCUGGCAGCUGCACCUAAGGUGACAUUGGUCUCGCUGACAGGAGUCUCCAUCAGACAUAUAAGUCAUCCAGCAGUCAAAACUUUUCUGAUCAAUGGAUGUCCUAUACUAACUGGAGAAGAAAAUCUUGUUGAUCUAAACCAUGGUCAUACAAUAGUAGUACCACAAAAACACUUAGCUGGUUAUUUUGUUGAGUUUAUUAAGACUAAGAAAACUUUGGAGAAGCUCGCUGCGCUACAACCCUACAUUGGCUUCAAUCAAGUAACUGAUUUACCCAUGAAAGACUGGAAAGUAACAUUAACUGAAGUCCUUUUAGAUCAUCCAAUGUUUGAUGUGGUUAUCAGUAAACAUCCUGUUCAAGUUAUUAUCACCUUCAAUACAACAAAAGGAAAUCUGGAGGGAGUUAAGAAACAUAUUGUUGAUACAAUUACACAUGUUGUUACAAAGGCUAAUUUCACCACAGUUUACCCCAAAAAUAAAGAACCAGAGGUUAAAAAAGAAGAAAAGGAAAAUGAUGAGACAAAGAAAGUUGAGGGAGAAGAAACAGAGAAUAAAGAAGAAGUGAAAGUAGAAGUAAAGAUUCCAGAAAAGAAGAAGCCUGAAGAGAAGACUGAAGAAGUGAAAGAAGAUGUAAAACCAGAAGAUGUUAGACCGUUCAGAGAAUGUGAAUUUAUAUUGAUACAAGUAGGAAAACCAUCUAAACUGAUUGAGGAGGUACAACAGUUUAUAUCAGGAGAUUUUUUGACAACAAAAUUAGAAGUUUUGGACAAGUCAAUAGAAUACCAUGAACAACGUUUCUCUGAUAUGGAUAUGGUAGGACAGAAUGCGUAUGCAUCAUUGUGUGCAGCUAAGGAAAGAUUAGAAACUUUCAAUACACAGAAAAAUGAACGAAUUCAUUUUAUGUCCAUAGAAAUGGAAUCUGAAGAGUGUUUAAAUAGUGUUUAUGACAAAAUGACAGAAGUUUUGGAUUGUCGGAAACACCAUCAGGAAAUGAGAUACAAAAUAGCAGAAAAGUUUGAGAAAUACCUAAGUGUUGUCUUAGAAACUGUGAAGAAAAAUGAAGUGAUUGAUAUAAGUUCUGGACUUACAGAAAGUUUGGACAUUUCAGGAGCUGAGUUCCUCUCAAUAGCAAAACUUUUACAGGAACAGGGGAAAGUUGUUAUCCUGCAACUCUGCUCCAAGACUCUCAUAGUAGAUCUAGAACUGUUUAGAAAAAUGGUUGAUGAAGUUGGAAAACUUUGUGCUUAUACAUGUACAACAAGCGAAUCUUAUUCAUCUGCUAUUAAAAACCAAAAGAGAGCACUCACACUUCACAAAGUUUCAAUACGAAUGGGUUUUACAUUGAAAGAAGAUGAUGAAAAGUCGACAUUGUUGCUGAAGAUUUUACAGGAUUACUGUGGAUUAAUUGAGUUACCUAGAUGGAGAUUAAAACCAGAAGAUGAACAAUUUAUAUAUGUUGGUCAAGAAAAAUUGGAAAAACAUGUAGUCUCAUUGGAUGCAUUUUACAGUGAAAAGAAGCCAUCAAACUUUGUUGUAAUGGAAAAAUCUUAUAAAUUUAUCUACCCUGUUGCCAAGGAAGUGUUGCCAGGUGUUGUGUCUUCUGCUGCUAAAUAUGGCAGACCUCUACUGGUAACUUCAGACGGUGCUGUCUUUCAGAUAGGUUGUGUUCAAACUGCUAUAAAAGCUUUGAAUUGGGCAGGUGACAACAGAGAGAUUGUAGUUCAGACGAAAUGUUACCUGCCUGAUUUAAAAACAGAGCCUGUCAAUGACGCAACAGAGUUUUAUGUGAAAGAAUACACUUGGAACAUCUUUUGCUUGUACACAGACAUGAUUGAAAAAGUUCUAAAACAACGUGAUAUCAUAUAUCUAGAAUCAGGAGAAGUUCCAAAUGGUUUUGUUCACAACUCUUUUGGUUGCAAACAUCUUUGGAAGAAGGUUGACAGUAUGUUCAAUCAGUCUGUUUGUUCCAUGUGUAACAGAUGCUGUGGGCUAGGCAGGAAGUGUAAAUACAAUGGCAUUAUGGGAGAUAAUUUUAGAGAGUGUCUGUGUAAAACUUCUCUACCAGGAUGUGUGGAUUGUGGGAUUUGUACAGAUUGUGCUGCUGACUUAUGGGAACUUAGAAGUUAUCUACGACCACAGGUUUAUUGCAACAAUAAAAGAGUUGUGUCAAGUCCGUCCACGUAUAUGGAAAGUGUAUUAAACAAGGUUCCACUAGAUCCUUUAGCUUACAAUGAAGUAGAGCUGGUUUAUAACACAGAAGGGAAGAAGGGUUUAUUACUCAGAGACGCAGAAGAUGGUGCUAUUGUAAGUGUUUUCCCAGGGAAGGCAACUGCUUUGUCAUCAGCUGAUAUUGUGUCUACUAGCAAAAUUGUUGAGAAGUUUAAGACUUUGAUAAAGGAAGUGGAAGACCCGUUAUAUGAUUGUAAACAUGGUGACUGUGUUAAAAUCAGAAUAUCAGAUCCGGGUAGAAUAAUUGGUAAAGGUGGUGAACUGGACAUGACAGCUAUUAAAGAGUCCAAAGUUGUUUAUCAGCCAAUCAUAAGCCGAGAUCUUAAAACCAGCCAUGAAACUGGACUGUUAUGCUAUGAACCAAGAUCCACUUCAUCACCAGUUGCACAGUUUAUUGGAGUAGAAUGCUUCUCAGAAAACAUCAAAAAGUUUAGUUAUAAAAUAAUUCAUGAAGGUAAAAGUAGGUUCAUUGGUAUAGGAGUUGCUCCCAGGGAUUAUGCUCCCAACAGAAUGCCAGGAUGGAACCCAACUUCGUAUGGAUACCAUGCUGACGAUGGAGGAGUCUAUACAGGGAAGAGUUCGUCCAGUACAAAGUUUGCCAGGUGUUACAAAGGUGACAUAAUGUCUGUGUAUUGUGACACUGAAGCCAAAGAUAUCAAAUUUUACAAGAAUGAUAAAAUGAUAUACAAAGUACCAGAAGAGAUGAUCACUGUACCACCACAUGGAUUUCACCCCAUUGUGUCCCUCCAUUCAGCAGGAGAAUGUGUAAAAUUAUUGGAGAAAGAACCUUGGACCCUUCGAUCCAAUCGUACACUCCAGCUUCCUCCACCAAUACAACUGAGGGCCAAAAAAUUGCACAAUAAUGCUGAACAUGUUGUUAAAGAUUUAUCAAUCCAUGUAGAGUUAAAGACAUUUAAAAUAUAUGAUUCUGUUAUCUCAAGUCAGCAUAUUUCUCUAAGACAGUUAGUGACAGAUGCAUGGUCAGACAUGUUUUAA